This is a messenger RNA of Amaranthus tricolor (Joseph's coat), 1622 nucleotides long. RefSeq lists its product as uncharacterized. Gene Ontology annotation, biological process: protein folding. The record is from RefSeq and is a predicted model, not a curated record. Lineage: Eukaryota; Viridiplantae; Streptophyta; Magnoliopsida; Caryophyllales; Amaranthaceae. The coding region runs from base 939 to 1292 and encodes 117 amino acids. The transcript has 3 exons. Gene Ontology annotation, cellular component: cytoplasm.
UUUUUCCUUCAUAUCUAAGAUAACUUUAAGCAUUUCAAGUAGUGCAAAACUUUUCUGCUAUUCUUUUCUUUUUGUGGAUGAAUAAUUUUUUGGGCAAAUAUAAACUUGCGUCAACUCUAUGUUCAUUAGCAAUACAUAUUUCUAAAUCCAACUGCACAAUGGAUACAAUUGAAAUACUCUCUCCGUUCCUUUGAAUAGCACCAAAUUUCCGUUUGAGGUUGUCCCACUUAUUUUUCACUAUUUUCUUUUAUGGUCAUGGUCUCACCUCCUCUUUUUCAAUCUCAUCCACAAAUUUAGUCUCUCUUCUCAUCCACUUAUUUUUUCAUACACUUGUUUUUUUUGUCUAAUAUUCCAACUAUCAAUCAAACAACACUAAAUUUGAGUGCAAUCUAUAAUGGAUAGAAGGAAUACCUCACAAAAGUUUAUAUUCAGAUAACUAUUUAUCUGCAUUAUUAAGUGUUAAAUAUUCUCUCAUGCUAACUACAGUGAAUAGUUAAGCUUUGGACCAGAAUGAUCUUUGAAAAUAAAUUACUGAACCUGUGUUAACAAAGACAUCUCAAGUAGUUGUGUCUUGUGAGCAUCAACUAUGAGAAAACUAUUGCCAUAAUGUCGUGUUUGUUUACUUCUAUCAUUGCUAACAAUUUUUGUCAAUGUGCAGAUGAUAUCUACUUCUAAUUGCUAAGUCACAGAUAAAUAUCACAUGCUUUUUAUUACAAAGAAUUGCGUAAAUUAGUUGGCAGCAGUUUCAAAACUUCUUCAUUUUCCGACUCUGUAUUGACAAUUGACAUGUUCAUAGUAUUGGAGAUUCUUAGUAGUAAAAGCUUGGUUUUGGUGUCGUUUGGAAGUGAAAUCACCAAGCUCACUUUACCAGCACAUCAUUGGCUUGUCAUUUCGUAGUAGUUCAGUAGGUUAAUUGUUUUAGCUUUGCAGCCUGUGAGAUGCUAAUGGGAUGUUUGGAAGAACUAGCAAGGAGAUAUCCAGCUACAAAGUUUGUCAAGAUAAUUUCCACUUAUUGUAUACCUAAUUAUCCUGAUUGUAAUUUACCGACACUGUUGGUAUACAAUAAUGGUGCGGUCAAGGCAAACUAUGUAGGAUUGCAUAGUUUUGGAAAACAGUGCACAGCUGAAGGUGUUGCACUGGUUCUCUGUCAUUCAGAUCCUGUGCUUAAUGAUGGUCAGACUGUCAGUGAUGCUUCAUGGAGAUCUGUUCUUGAUGGAGAAAGUAAGAGACUCAUAGAAAAGGUUUUGGCUGAGCGUGAAAAUGCAGACGAUGAUGGUGCCUCAAGUGAUUAACUGGUCUUGAGAUUCUAAGUUUUGUUUCUUUUCUUUUUAGUUUCUUGUCUUUGCUACACUUUGGAAAGGAUGUGAAUAUUAGUCUAAGGGAGUAUAGUGGAUGGUUUGUUUCAUGUCACUUUAAGCAACUUCUUGUUGUUUAUAAUUGUGUGGAGAGUGAAAAGUGAAGACUUGUUAGAAUUUUAUUUAUUAAUUUCUGAACAACUGAACAUCAGUUUGCCCAUAGAUUGUAACUCAGCUCACUGCUGUAGAAUGAAACUUCUAUAAUUCCAAAGUUGCAUUGUAUCUUCUAAUCUCUUCACCCAUUCCCCUUUGUCUUGUUUAUUCGUG